ACACACACACACACACACCCCUUCCCCACAUCUGUUUUUUUUUAAGUUUGGUAAGUGGAGAAAACGGCUCCUAAGUGAGGGGCAGCUGUGAAAUCAAAGAAAGGGUCUUAGUUUUGGAUUUAGAGAGAGCUAGAUUUGCAUCCUCAGUUUGAUCUAGGUCUGAGCCUCAGUUUCCUUAUCUGUAAAAGGAGGGUUUUUUUUUAAAAAUAAGAUUAACGUAAGGAUUAAACCAGAUGAUGGCUAGGUUUCAGAUCUGCAGCCUGAAACCUAGUUCCUGGCUCAGAGGAGAGCAUUUGUGGAGUUGAUGCUAUCAGUGAGGAAGACUGGCAUGCCUGUUGCUUAAUGGAAAUGCCCUCUGUCCUGCCCUGCUCCUUUCUCUCUCUCCUGCUUCCCAGGAGGCCUUUUCCUGACUGAUUACUCCACCUGCUCACCCCGCAAGCUGAGUCCUUUCCGCUCCUUUGCCAGCACUGAGCUCUUCCACUUCCAUGUUCCCGAGGACACAUUCCUGGCUGUUUGGAACCUCAUCAUCUUCAAGGAGCAAGGGGGAACCUUUGGGGACCACUGCCCAGACCAAAGUGUGACUGUGUAUUUCCGGUCCGGGGCACCCCCUGUCAUCAAUCCCCUGCAUACACACUUCCCAGGGGACACAGCUGUGCCUGGGGUUUUCUCACUGACCCUCAGCUGGACACUGCCCAACCGCACCUCAGGCAUCUUUAACGUCAGCAGCCCCUUACCUGGGGACUGGUUCUUGGCUGCCCACCUUCCCCAGGCCCAUGGCCACAUCUCUGUCAAGGCAAUCUGUGCACCUGGUACAACAUUCAAACGGUACAAAAGACAUACAGUGGAAAGGUCUCCAGGAUGAGUGUCAGUACCUCCUUCAGCCGCAGCUGAUUGUCCGGCGUUUGCUGGACGUUGCUGUACUGGUUCCUGGCCGGCCCUCAGAGCAAACCCUCUCCCCACACAAUCGCUCAGCGCUCUACAAGGUCUUUGUGCCCAGCUUCACUUACAGGGUUUCAGCACAGCUGGCGUGUGUGGGGGGCCGCGGGGUAUCUGCCUGCCCCCUGUCACUGCGUCUGCGUCCCAAAGCCCCACCCCUGCACAACUCAAGCUCUGUGGCCUGUGGAGGUGCCUCGGGAUGCCAACUAGAGCUGGCACUGCCCCCCUGGGGGCACUGGGUCUACGUGCGUGUGGAAACAUCAUCCCGGGGCCCUGGUAGGACCAUCCGCUUCCAGCUGUGUGUGCGGUUGCAAGAGUGCCCACAGCCCGGCCUGCUUCGAGCCCUGGUCCCUGGAGCUGCCAUGAACAUGCCCCAGUCACUGGGCAACCAGCCACUGCCCCCAGAGCCACCAUCCCUUGGAACCCCUGCGGAGGGGCCUGGGACCACAUCCCCACCCGAGCACUGCUGGCCAGUGCGCCCGACUCUGCGCAACGAGCUGGACACCUUCUCUGUCCACUUCUACAUCUUCUUUGGCCCCAGUGUGGCCCUUCCCCCUGAGCGCCCAGCCGUGUUCGCCAUGAGGCUGUUGCCAGUGCUGGACAGUGGAGGCGUCCUCAGCCUGGAGCUCCAGCUCAAUGCGAGCUCCGUGCGCCAGGAAAACGUGACAGUGUUUGGAUGCUUGACCCACGAGGUGCCCUUGAGCCUGGGGGAUGCAGCAGUGACCUGUUCCAAAGAGUCCCUGGCCGGCUUCCUCCUCUCCGUCAGUGCCACUACCAGGGUUGCCAGGCUGCGAAUCCCAUUCCCGCAGACGGGGACCUGGUUCCUGGCCCUUCGCUCCCUGUGCGGGGUGGGGCCUCGGUUCGUGCGGUGCCGCAACGCGACAGCCGAGGUGCGGAUGCGCACCUUCCUGUCCCCAUGCGUGGACGACUGCGGGCCGUAUGGCCAGUGCAAGCUGCUGCGCACACACAACUAUCUGUAUGCAGCCUGCGAGUGCAAGGCUGGGUGGAGAGGCUGGGGCUGCACCGACAGUGCAGAUGCGCUCACCUAUGGAUUCCAGCUGCUGUCCACACUCCUGCUCUGCCUGAGCAACCUCAUGUUUCUGCCACCUGUGGUCCUGGCCAUUCGGAGUCGAUAUGUGCUGGAAGCUGCUGUCUACACCUUCACCAUGUUCUUCUCCACGGUAUGCGGCUGUGUCUGCAUCUUAUCACUGGGUGCUUGUGCGUGGUGGUGGGUCACAGUCUGUAUUUCCACCACGUUCUCCGAAGGUUUGGGAAUGUACGUGCCUUCACUGUGUCUUCUACAGACAGAGACAGCAGUGCUUCCCAACCUAUCAUGCAUAGAAAAGGGUCGUUUUUGUAAGGCACAUUGGAGGAAAUGAACAAAACUGUUCUCAACUUAAUAAAGUAAGUUUGGGCCUCUA
This is a messenger RNA of Chlorocebus sabaeus (green monkey), 2357 nucleotides long. The record is from RefSeq and is a predicted model, not a curated record. Lineage: Eukaryota; Metazoa; Chordata; Mammalia; Primates; Cercopithecidae.